Messenger RNA from Penicillium nucicola, 2742 nucleotides. RefSeq lists its product as uncharacterized. Gene Ontology annotation, molecular function: zinc ion binding; DNA binding; oxidoreductase activity, acting on CH-OH group of donors. Bases 1 to 2742 code for a protein of 913 amino acids. Gene Ontology annotation, cellular component: nucleus. Gene Ontology annotation, biological process: DNA-templated transcription. The transcript is spliced from 8 exons. NCBI's taxonomy places the organism in Eukaryota, Fungi, Ascomycota, Eurotiomycetes, Eurotiales, Aspergillaceae. The record is from RefSeq and is a predicted model, not a curated record.
AUGCGACGCUUAGAUGAAGAUUUUGAGGCUUGCUGCAAUGAUGAAUCACUUCUUCACAUUGUGUGUGCAUUGGGAGCAAAAUUUCUGGCGCUCGAUAACCAAGAUCAGUUUUCGCCCGAGUCAAUACUGACAGCUGGCAACCAGUGGGCCAAAGUAGCCAAGGCUCGACUGUUUGUCGACUUGGACGAUCUUUCCUUAGAGAAACUGAUGACUGCAAUUCUUCUCUAUGAUCACGAUCUUCGGAUCGGAAGCUAUGCCUCUGCGUUUAUGCUUUCCGGGAUGACUGCAAGGAUGUCACAAGCAUUGCAAUUGAACCUUGAGAGCUCCUCCGACAUACUUUGCAAUGAGUCUGACUCUUCUUGCGCAGUGACUAAUGAGUCCAAGCGACGUUUAAUGUGGAGCUGCUAUGUUAUGGAUAGUUGGGUUGGUAGUGGUGUUAACCAACUCACUCUUCUUGAAGAUAAAGAUCUCAAGAUCCAACUUCCCUGUCAUAGCCAUAACUUUUCCCUGGGAACCGCUUGUGUUACCGAGACUUUGGAUGAAGGAAAGGUUCUCGGCUUCAUCCCGAGGGAACAGACUCCUUCACGGCCGGCCCAGAACAUGGGAAUUGAGGCCUAUUUCAUUCGCCUCGUAAGCAGCCGAAAGAAGGUUCUCCGUUACGUAAAGCAUCUGGAUACUUCCAAGCCGCCGUGGGAACCUGAUUCCGAAUUUCUGCAACUGACAACCGAAUUUGCAAACUGGCGGCGAUAUUUACCACAGAGUCUGAAGUGGAAUCCAGAGGCCAUCUAUGCCCGAAAAGAGUCAUCGCAGUUGGGUGCCUUGACACUACUUUGGUGUACUUAUUAUCAAACCUUGUGUGAUCUUUACCGGAUUGGCAUGCCAAAUCUAUUUCGCAUUCGACGACAUCAUGUUUUUCCACCAGUUCAGCAAGGUUUUCUCGAAGAUUGUCGUAAAGCUUGCUUUGACAAUUCUCGCGAGCUCUCAAAGAUUAUCGCUGAAGCAUCCCGGCAUGGGAUGAAAGCUCUGUCUGAUACUUGGCUAUGCAUUGUUUCCCAUGACAGUACAAAGGUCAUGUUAUAUUUCCUCAAGCUGAAUACACAGUCUCCCAAUAUUCUGAGUGCAUUUGAAGUCGAGGAAACCAUGGCUCUUGUCGAGAAGAACAUGAAAGCCCUGAAGCAAAUGAGGUCUUUGGUUGCAACAGCAGAGCAUUGUUAUCUAUCAGUUGUCAAAAUGAUGAUUGCAGCAGGUCUCCAUCCUCAACUUCCACAUGCUCCCAUAAGUGAGCGGGAGCCAGAGGCAAAUGACCAAGGGUCCUCUACUCCUGGGUCCCCAAUUCAAGAAUCACCUGAAGCUGUCUUGAAUCCCCUUGCAAUUUAUCGCAUGGCACGCACAGCUUUGCAUGGCAAAGAUUCUCGAGCAUCAACUUCCAAUUCUUCCUCAACCACAAACACAAACUCGCCUAGAUAUUUACAGUCCAGCACGCGUCACAGAUCUCGGCAGACUCCCGGACAGGAGCAAACACAAAGUCUAGAAAGAUCUCAGAUUGAUGAUAGGACGGACAUGUUACCACCUUUCGACCCUGGUUCCUCUCCAAUAAGACCUGAUGAUACGCCAUUCACCUUCAAUACUUUCCCACAAUUUCCACCCCUCGGCACUGUUGGGUCGUGGGAUCCUUCUGAAAUGGCUAUUAUUAAUAUGCUUGACGAUCGAACUACUCCUUGGUCUGCGGAAUACUUGACUGAUGUUUCCGAUAUUGGUCGGAAUGGGCCACUUCAUAUUUCUCGCCAGGUUUUGCUAACCGAGACACGAUUUUACAGAAAUGCUCUUGUCCAAGCCCGGACUAGCAAAAGCCAAAAGCUUGGAAAAAAUAUUUACAAUGGCAAGCAAGAGGGCCUCGUGCCCUGCAUUAGCUCCAUCUACAACGGAGUCCGGUACAAUAGCUCUGUGUAUCUUGCUGGAAACGGUAAUGUCGAUAUAAUGACUUCCACAGUCGCCACAAGGAUUACCAUAGAGAAUGAAACAGCAGUGAGCGUGACUGUCGUCGGUCCCGAUCAUAUUGAAGUGACCAGGGAAGCGAUGAAAGAGAUAAUCAUUGCCGCUGGCGUAUUCGAAACCCCCAAACUUCUACUUCUUUCUGGCGUGGGACCGAGGCGUGAGCUCGCCCGUCAUGGAAUCAAACCUGUUAUUAUUUCUGAGCAUGUGGGCGAGCAUCUCCUUGAUCAUACCGUUCUUCCGCAUGUAUUACGACUCAAGGAUGGGAUGGGGUUGGACCAUAUUCUUCUUCGAGAGGGACCUCCACAUGAUGCUGCCGUGGAACAAUACAAGAAAUAUCAAACAGGACCCCUGGCGAGUGGACUACUUGAGAUGCCUGUUUUCUGCGAUGUAUUCCAGUGGCAUUUUCCUGUUCGCCCUGAGGGAGACUGGUUGACUGUCAUUGUCCAUCUUCUUCAUCCCCAAUCGAAGCAUGGCUAUGUGAGACUGAACUCGGUAGAUCCAAGAGAACAGCCAGAUAUCAGCCUGAAUUACUUUUCCGAUGAAAUGGACAUCCUGGUUUGGAGAGAAGGUGUUUUGUUCGUGGAUGACCUAUUUCUCAAUGGUGAUGGGAUGAAGGAUAUUAUCCUGGAAGAUUAUCCGUGGCCCAUGCCUCGGGACUCGAAUGAGGAGAUGGAUCGCAUGGUUUUUGAUCGGUCGCAGACUGGCUAUCGUGAGCACGCUGUUUGCUACAAUGCGAAUCGUGUUUGA